AUAAGAGAUUUUGUUGGUUUGUUUAAUUUUUCGAAGGGAGGAAAAGAGACUGCUUAUCGAUCUCAUCGUCGUCUUCCCCAGAAGCUCCAUAUCGAAGAGCAGUUGUUGCGGGAGGAAGUCGUCAAUGGCGGAAGAUAGUGAGACGAAGAAGGUGUUCGACGCUGAAGCAGCGGCUUCGCUAAUGAAGGAGCUGAGAGGAACCUACGCUUCUGGAAAAACGAGGAGCUAUGAGUGGAGAGUGGCGCAGUUGAAGAAUCUGAUGAAAAUCGUCGAUGAUCACGAGAAAGAUAUCCUCGACGCUAUUCGUGCUGACCUUUCCAAGCCCGAGCAAGAAUCCUACAUCGCCGAGAUUUCUAUAAUAAAGUCAUCCUGUACGCGUGCACUUGGGGAAUUAAAUCGAUGGAUGAAACCAGAAAAGGUUAAAACUUCAAUAACAACUUUUCCUUCAUCAGCAGAAAUAGUGUCAGAACCAUUGGGUGUAGUAUUGAUCAUUGGAGCAUGGAAUUUUCCUUUGUUGUUAGCUCUUGAUCCAGCUAUUGGAGCUAUUGCAGCUGGUAAUGCUGUGGUUUUGAAACCAUCAGAACUUUGUCCUGCCACUUCCUCAUUGAUUGCCAAACUUGUUGGGAAAUAUUUGGAUAGCUCUUGCAUAAAAGUUGUUGAGGGGGCUGUGGCUGAAACAUCUGCAUUACUGGAGCAAAAGUGGGACAAAAUAUUCUUUACAGGUAGUGGAAGAGUGGGACGAAUUGUGAUGGCGGCUGCUGCAAAGCACCUUACACCUGUAGCUUUGGAGCUUGGGGGGAAAUGUCCAGUUGUCGUUGAUUCAGACAUUAAUUUACCUGUUGCAAUUAGGCGGAUAGCAGGGGGCAAGUGGGCAAGCAAUAAUGGACAAGCCUGCAUUGCUCCUGAUUAUAUUAUCACAACAAAAGACUUUGCUCCAAAGUUGAUAGAUGCUCUGAAACAUGAAUUGGAGGCGUGGUACGGAAAGGAUCCAUUGGAAUCAAAAGACUUGGCCCACAUUGUGAAUUCUAAUCACUUUGCUCGCUUGGCGAAGCUCUUGGAUGAUGAUAAGGUUUCGGGUAAGAUUAUCCAUGGAGGUCAAAGGGACAAAGCCAACCUGAAGUUUGCUCCCACCAUCUUGCUGGAUGUCCCAGAAGACUCUCUGGUCAUGAAUGAGGAGAUAUUCGGUCCUUUACUUCCCAUUCUCACGGUUGACAAAUUGGAAGACAGCUUUGACAUGAUAACCUCAAGAGGGAAGCCACUUGCAGCAUAUCUAUUUACCAACAACAAGAAGCUCAAGGAGAAGUUUGUGAAAACAGUCUCUGCAGGGGGUUUGGUCAUCAAUGACACUGUUUUACAUUUUGCAGAGAAGACUCUCCCUUUUGGAGGAGUUGGAGAGAGUGGAAUGGGUUCAUACCAUGGGAAGUUCUCUUAUGAGGCUUUCAGCCAUAGAAAGUCAGUUCUUUACAGAGGUUUUGCUGGGGAUGCAUCUGCAAGGUAUCCCCCAUACUCGGAUCGGAAGCUAAAGUUACUCAAGGCUCUGCUCAGUGGGAGUGUCGUUGGUGUAAUCCUUGCUCUGAUUGGAUGGUCUUAGGUUUGAAAUAUCUUUAAAAUGUGCCAUCUUCCAGUAUUACUUCUCUUUGUUUAUUUGUAUUCUACAUUACUCAAUCCAGCAUGCCUUGGAUCCUCUUAUUAAUUAUAUAUAUAAUACAUGCAGGUGAGAUAAUAAAAUA
Vitis riparia (riverbank grape) is the source of this 1730-nucleotide messenger RNA. Its product is annotated as aldehyde dehydrogenase family 3 member H1-like. The coding region runs from base 125 to 1591 and encodes 488 amino acids. Lineage: Eukaryota; Viridiplantae; Streptophyta; Magnoliopsida; Vitales; Vitaceae. The record is from RefSeq and is a predicted model, not a curated record. The transcript has 11 exons. Gene Ontology annotation, biological process: aldehyde metabolic process. Gene Ontology annotation, cellular component: cytoplasm. Gene Ontology annotation, molecular function: aldehyde dehydrogenase (NAD+) activity.